Molecule: messenger RNA, 1805 nt
Organism: Loa loa (African eye worm)
Lineage: Eukaryota; Metazoa; Nematoda; Chromadorea; Rhabditida; Onchocercidae
Product: variant SH3 domain-containing protein
Exons: 11
Coding region: 1-1767 (588 amino acids)
Biological process (GO): protein N-linked glycosylation
Molecular function (GO): protein binding; alpha-(1->6)-fucosyltransferase activity
Source: RefSeq, a predicted model, not a curated record
AUGAAGCUUCGACGAACAUCAUGCUCAUGUUCGAUGCACUGUAUUUUAAUUACUGCAGUGGUCAUUUGGUCAUCAAUCUUCUUUUAUCUUUCACUCAGUCUAUACGGUUUGCAGUCAAAAGGGAAGGAUGUUAAUGAGCAGCAAGCAUUAAUAUUAAAUUAUGAGCGAGCAUUGUUGGAUUUAGCAGAACUAAAGCAUGAGAAUGAAAAGCUUCAUAAAUUAUUAAAAGGUGAAAAAAUUCAACCACAAAUAAAGAAGUUAACGGUGAAGAAACAGAAUGACAACAUAUUACCUAUAAAAAUAAGCGAUGAAUUUGAGAAGCGGAAACAGCAGUGGAUUGAUAGAGAAAAAAGUGAAACUUUGCUUCUUUUACCAUCGAAUGGCUUUUCAAUGAAACAUGAAAUAGCGAGACGUGAACUACAUAAUUCGAUAUGGGAACUUUAUUACUACCUCAGUAAUCAACUUACAUCAACGCUCAGCAACAAUUCUGCAUUCAUAAAUCACACACGGAAUCAGUUGCUUUCCUUGCUUGGUCAAGCAGCAGCAUUCAAAAAUAUCGACUUGGCAGAAAGUUGGCGAGCAAAUGCACUUGCAAAUAUUUCGGCCAUAUUUCAAAAUCAUUUCGAUAAAAUGCAAAAUCCUGACGACUGUAAAAGUGCAAGAAUUUUAACAUGUGAUUUGAAUAAGCAAUGUGGUUUCGGCUGUCAGUUACAUCACGUUACAUAUUGUUUUAUCGUUGCAUAUGGUUCAAAUCGCACACUCGUCUUAACGGAUGAUGGUCGUACGUGGAAUUACGCCACAAAUGGCUGGACUGCUGCAUUCCUUCCAAUUACCAAAUGUUCAUUUUCGGAAAUCUUCAAGCCCAAUGAAUAUGCUGAUGAUUGGGGUACUGGUAAACACUAUAGGAAUAAACGGAUAGUCAAGUUACCGAUUAUUGAUUCACUCGCCUUUCGGCCGCCCUAUCUUCCACUUGCUAUUCCGCAGUCAUAUAGUGAUGAACUGUUAAAGCUGCACUCCAAUCCUCCAGCGUUCUUCAUUUCACAGUUUAUACGAUAUCUAAUGCGUCCAUCAGCUGUAUUUGCAAAGGAAAUUGACCAGGCCGUAAAGAAAGUGCCGUUUGAUAAAGGACCAAUCGUCGGUUUGCAAAUCCGUCGAACGGAUAAAAUUCACACGGAAGCAUCUUUUCAUGAUUUGGAUGAGUAUAUAAAAUGGGCCGAAGACUGGUUCAAGAUCGAAGAAUAUCGUAUAGGGUCAUCGGUUAAGAGGCGAAUUUAUAUUGCAACUGAUGAUCCCGAAAUAUUCGAUGAACUUUUGAUGAAAUAUCCAAAUUACGAGAUAUAUGGUGAUCCAAAAAUAUCAAAAAUGGCUCAGGUUCAUUCCCGCUAUACGAUAGAAUCAUUAAUUGGUGUUGUGGUCGAUAUUGAAUUAUUGUCAAGGUGUAUAUAUCUUGUUUGCACAUUCAGUUCGCAGGUUUGCCGUAUGGGUUACGAAUUAAUGCAAGUUCGUUUUGGUGACGCAGGUGAUCGAUUUCAUUCCCUGGAUGAUAUUUACUACUUCGGUGGCCAGCAAGCUCAUGAACAAGUAGCAGUAGAGUCAUAUCGUGCCGAAAGUGGUAAUGAAAUCGAUUUAAAGAUCGGUGAUAUUAUCGGAAUUGCUGGUAACCAUUGGAAUGGCUUCUCGAUGGGUACCAAUAGGCGAACUGGCAAAAAAGGUCUCUAUCCAUCUUAUAAAGCUCGUGAAAAAUAUAUUAUCGUAGACUUUCCUUAAGUUAUGCACAUGUAGUUUGGAAAUUUUCAUGUGAAAAA